Molecule: messenger RNA, 527 nt
Organism: Linepithema humile (Argentine ant)
Lineage: Eukaryota; Metazoa; Arthropoda; Insecta; Hymenoptera; Formicidae
Source: RefSeq, a predicted model, not a curated record
AAAGAAGGGGUAGCGACCACGCGACACGGGAUCAGUUUAGAUUUGGUCAGCGUGAGAUGGAUACAACACUAGCAUCGACAGUACUGACGACGGCGCCGACGAUGACAACGACGGCGCCGACGAUGACAACGGCGCCGACGACGAUAACGACGGCGUCGACAUUGACAUCGACAUCGACAGCACCGAUGGCAACGGCGGCGAUGGACACGGCAUCGACAGCACCGACGGCAACGACGACUUCGGCGGCGCCGAUGGACACGGCAACGACGACUUCGGCGGCGCCGAUGGACACGGCAACGACGAUUUCGGCGGCGCCGAUGGACACGGCAACGACGACGUCGGCGGCGACACCGAUGGCAACGGCGAUGUCGACAAAUAUUACAUUAAAUAUGGAACAAUUGGGACAAUUAAUAGCGGCUGUUACGGCCGCAAGAGGACGAGGAAGAGGAGGAAGAGGAGGAAGAGGAGGAAGAAGAGGAAGAGGAACAAGAGGAGGAAGAGGAAGAGGCCGAAAAAGUGAAAUGUAA